Messenger RNA from Calidris pugnax (ruff), 1253 nucleotides. Its product is annotated as C-type lectin domain family 4 member F-like. Gene Ontology annotation, molecular function: signaling receptor activity. The record is from RefSeq and is a predicted model, not a curated record. The coding region runs from base 121 to 801 and encodes 226 amino acids. Lineage: Eukaryota; Metazoa; Chordata; Aves; Charadriiformes; Scolopacidae. The transcript has 6 exons.
CCCACAACCUGUUGCGAGAGCCCAGCUGCUGGGUUCUUUCCUGGCAUUUCGGGCUGCCCUCGCUGGUGCGCGCUGAGGCUCCGGCAGGAAGGAGCUCCUUGUGCCGGGCUGGCUGCCGGGAUGGACAUGGCAGAGCCAGACCUGUACGAGAGACUGCAGAUCCACUACCCACCCAGCCCCAGCCGAGUGCCAGCACCUGGAUCCCCUCCGGCCGCAUCCCGCUGGACACUGGGCACCGUCCUGGCCGUGGGCAUGGGGGUGGUCCUGGUGGCCACCCUAGCAACCCUCAUCACCCUGUACGUGCAGGGUCAAGCAGAGCUGCGGGGAGCACAGGAAGAGCUGGUGGCCAUCAGAGCCCAUCCACUGUCUGACCCCAAUGGGCAGUGGCUGCAGGGACUGUCCCUAGGAUGGCGGUACCACCAGGGGAAGAUCUACUACCUCUCAGGGGAGGGGAAGUCCUGGCACGAUGCAGAGGCCGCCUGCCGCUUCACUAAAUCCCACCUCGCCUCCAUCACCAGCUCUGAGGAGCAGGAAUACCUGGCACGGGAGGCGAGGGGAGGAUCCUACUGGAUCGGGCUGACGGCCAUGGGCCCCAAUGGCUCCUGGCAGUGGGUGGACGGAACUGCCUACUCCAAGGCCCAGAGUUUCUGGGCGCCGGGGCAGCCAGACAACACGGACCACGGGCAUUGGGGCCAGGAGAGCUGUGGCCAGAUCCACCCUGUGCGCAAUGGCCUCUGGAACGACCACAACUGCAACUUCAGCUUCCCCUGGAUCUGCAAGAGGGACCUGAGCAUGCCCUGAUGCCCGCUGCCGGAUCCCCUGCUGGCACGCUGCCAGCCCCACUGCCAGCCCACUCACCCCAUGCAGCGUGCUGGAUGAGCGCCCCGGGGACCUCCGCUCCUCCCUGAAGCAGGGCUCCUCCACCAAGGACCCUCUGCCUGCCCCAAAGCACCAGGAUGGGGAAACCCCAACCCAUCAUGUGGAGGGGACGGAGGCCCCCAGCACCCAUCCAUCCUUCAGGCUGGCGGGUGAGAGGUUUGCAGAACCCCGCAGGGGGAAAACCAUCUCUUUUUUAACAUCCAUUUAUGGCCCCACGGAGCCACUGCCCACAGUCCUGUACACACAAAGCAGUGCAGGAACACGGUGCCAUCCCAGCUCCGGGUGGAUUCUUAUGGGGACGGCUAUUAGCGCUCCCCAGCCCUCCUGUGACGGCAUCAGGGGGACAAACAGAUUAAAAACUUGCUCUUUGCUGA